Messenger RNA from Ictidomys tridecemlineatus (thirteen-lined ground squirrel), 1895 nucleotides. The record is from RefSeq and is a predicted model, not a curated record. Lineage: Eukaryota; Metazoa; Chordata; Mammalia; Rodentia; Sciuridae.
CGGGGCUAAACUAGCCCGCUCCGCGUGAGGUGAGAAUGUAAACAGCCCGCUUCCCGGUUCCCCCAUUUGCAGACACAGAGUGUGAGAAGGAGGCAGGACUAGCUGGAGGCCGCGACCUAUGCCGAGCAGAUUUACAGCCUGUAUCAUGUCUGGAGCCAGCAGGAAGCCUGCUCUUUUCCUCUUCAUCUGUUAUGUCGCUGCCCUGGGAGUCCAGUACCAGACUACACUGUGCUGUUCUGACUUGCAGGGUGUGCAUAUCAUAGUGUUUCCAGAAGAUGGCAUCCACGGCUUCAACUUCACAAGAACGUCCAUUUACCCAUAUUUGGACUUCAUGCCAUCUCCCCAGCUGGUCAAAUGGAACCCAUGCCUGGAGCCCCACCGUUUCAAUGACACAGAGGUCCUCCAGCGCUUGAGUUGCAUGGCCACCAAGGGAGAUAUGUUCUUAGUGGCCAACCUUGGGACAAAACAGCCAUGUCAUAGCAAUGACCCAGGGUGCCCAAACGAUGGAAGAUACCAGUUUAACACAAAUGUCAUUUUCAGCAAUAAUGGAACCCUUGUUGACCGGUACCGAAAACACAACCUCUACUUCGAGGCAGCUUUUGAUACCCCUCUUGAAGUGGAUCGCAUCACUUUCGAUACCCCCUUUGCUGGCAGGUUUGGCAUCUUCACCUGCUUUGACAUACUGUUCUUCGACCCUGCCGUCAGACUGCUGAGAGACCCCGAGGUGAAGCACGUGGUGUACCCGAGCGCCUGGAUGAACCAGCUCCCGCUCCUGGCGGCCAUCGAGAUUCAGAAAGCCUUUGCCAUUGCCUUUGGUGUCAAUGUCCUGGCGGCCAACAUCCACCACCCAUCUCUGGGGAUGACAGGGAGUGGCAUACACACCCCUCUGAAGUCCUUCUGGUACCAUGACAUGGAAAGCCCCGAAGGUCACCUUAUCAUUGCCCAGGUAGCCAAAAAUCCAGUGGGUCUUGCUGGAACGGAGAAUGCAACAGGUAAAACAGACCCUUCCCACAGUAGGUUUUUAAAAAUCGUGUCAGGUGAGCCAUACUGUGAGAAGGAUGCUCAGGAAGUCCACUGCGAAGCCGCCAAGUGGAACAUGGAUGCUCCUCCCACCUUUCACUCUGAGAUGAUGUAUGACAACUUCACCCUGGUCCCCGUCUGGGGAAAGGAAGGCUAUCUCCAAGUCUGCUCCAACAGCCUCUGCUGCCAUUUGCUGUAUGACAGGCCCACCCUGUCCCAAGAGCUCUAUGCCCUGGGGGUCUUUGAUGGCUUCCACACUGUGCACGGCACUUACUACAUCCAAGUGUGCGCCCUGGUCAAGUGUGGGGGUCUUGACAUCCACACCUGUGGGCAGGAGAUCACAGAGGCCACGGGGAUGUUCGAGUUUCACCUGUGGGGCAACUUCAGCACUUCUUAUAUCUUUCCUCUCUUUCUGACCUCAGGGAUGACCCCAGAAUCCCCUGACCAGCUUGGCUGGGAGAAUGACCACUAUUUCCUGAGGAAGCGUGGACUGUCCUCUGGUCUGGUGACAGCAGCUCUUUAUGGGCGGUUGUAUGAGAAGAACUAGGACAAGUGUGUGAUUUGUGAGUGGGCCCUGGCUGUCACAUGGCAGCCCCGCCCCUCCACAAGCCAGAGCAUGUACACAGGAUCACCUCCCCCUGGGGGUGGCCGCCCACUUCUAGAGCACCAGAUCCCACCUGGGAACUGUGGGAAGAGGUGGGAGAGGCAGGUUCCCUCUUCCUCCUACAUGUCAGUGCUUGAGAUGUUUUCUGGUAUUUUCUAUUAAUAUUUGUCUUUUCAAGCCACAUCUUCCUCUAGCACAUCUCUCAGUACACAGUUGGUUUUAAGAUCUGAAACAAAAAUAAAUGUCAGUUGAUAUUUUACACACCCACAAA